AUCAACUGAAACCAGACAUAUUGUAGAGGCCAACCGUAGGAAGGACCGACGUUCCCCGCCCCUUAAUAGGUGGUACUCUAUUCAAAAUUCUGCUGCUGAUAAGACAGAAAAUCAGAAAACUGGACCGUUAGCGGACAAUGUCUUCGCGAAUAGUUGAACUCUGGGCAGAGAUACUUGAAGAAGAGGAACAAAAUGAAGCCCCAGAGCCCGAAAUUGCCGUAGUUUAUCAGAGGCAAAAGACCUGUGUUAACCCUCAGGAAAACGUCUCGAGGAGGCAAUCGAGCUCAAGUAGUGGGAAUGGAUGUAGGAAGAGUAUUGCGCCUGUGAAACGUGUCAGUUGGAACCGGUCCCUUUCUACCAGAGGAAGAACAAGUAUUGCUGUCACAACAUAUGCGGAUCAACAACCACAACAAAGGAAGAGUAGAAGAAAUGUUAAACCGCCUCUUCCCAGAGGGAAAGCUAUACAACCUCCCAAUUAUGAUAAAGAAAGAGCAUAUUUUCAAGAGGUUGAUGCCUUCGAAUUGCUAGAAGAAAGCCCCUCUCCAAAGAAACCUGGCACUUGGACCAUGGGCAACCAAGUUGACAAUGCUGUAAUACCACAUUUAUCUUCUGUAUUACACAAAUGGCUGAUCUCCAGGAAACUCAACCACACAUAUUCAUUCCCUGGAUCGCUGUCCAAGAUAUUAGAGACUCCAGUAUUAUCCGAGGAUCGUAUUUGUCGUCCUGAUAGCCUCUUAGGAAAAACAACCGGAAAAGACUCUGUGGGAGUUCAUUCAUGUUUGUAUUCAAUUCAGGAAAGACUCGAGUCAAGCUUGAAUGAUAAACAACUCUCUGCAAUGCGUAUUACGGAAGAGUGUGAGGAUAUUGAAGCUGCAGUUCGUAAACUCUCCUUGAGAUCAUCAGGGUCUUCAUCACUGGAGGGCUGGAAUUCUUUUUCAGCUCUUUUGACUGCCUGUGGGCAGUCAGUCCCUUCUACAUUAACUGAUAUAUUAUCGAGUUACUGUGGUCAAGAGACUAUAACCAAGGUUGGUGAAGGAACGUAUGGAGAAGCUUUUAAGGUUGGCAAUAAUGUGUGCAAAAUUGUUCCAUUUGGUGGAGAUUUCAGGGUGAACGGAGAAGUACAGAAGAAAUCAGAAGAAUUAUUGGAGGAAGUUGUUCUUUCAUGCACUCUCAAUCACCUGAGGGGGCACAAGAGUGAUGUACUGAAUGCCUGCACUACAUUCAUACAAACAGUAGAGUAUGUUUUCUCAUCUCUCAUCUCUGAAUCAACUGAAUUCUUUGGCCCUUCGAGUCUUAAUGCUUCGUUGAUAGUCAUUAUGUUGUUUUGGCUGCCUGUAUCAGAAUGGCUAGCUAGGUUUUAUGACUCUGCUUUAAUAAGUGCAUGGGAAGACUGGGACGGGAAGCAUGGUUCAGAAAAUGAUCAUCCGAAGGAUUUUCCAGCAGAUCAGUGUUAUGUUGUUUUUGUUCAAGAACAUGGCGGGCGAGAUCUCGAAAGCUUUGUUCUUUUGAAUUUUGAUGAAGCACGAAGUUUGUUAGCUCAGGUCACUUUAGCAUUGGCUGUAGCAGAGGCGGCAUAUGAAUUUGAACACCGAGAUUUGCACUGGUAUAGUUAUCAUAUUUUCUGGGGAGUUGUGGUAUAUUUCUCCCAGUUGCUGGGCAACAUUCUUUUAAGUCGGAAAGAUUCUGGUACUUUGCAAUUCAUUCUUGAGGGGAGAAAGUUACACAUCAAAACUUUUGGGUUGGUCGUGUCCAUAAUUGAUUUUACCCUCUCAAGGAUUAAUACAGGUGAAGAUAUACUCUUUCUGGACCUCUCGACAGACCCAGAACUCUUUGAGGGUCCUAAAGGCGAUAAACAAGCAGAUACUUACAGGAAGAUGAGGGAUGUCACUGAUGAAUGCUGGGAAGCAAGUUUCCCCAAGACAAAUGUGUUGUGGCUCCAGUAUUUGGUCGACAUUCUGCUCUUAAAGAAAUCCUAUGAAAGAACCUCCAAGGAUGAACGAGAUUUACGUUCUUUCAAGAAGCGCUUAAAUAGCUACGGUUCUGCCAAAGAGUGCGCUUCGGAUCCGUUAUUCAAUGACCUAUUGAUCGCCGGAUAAUGAAGCACGACUUGAAGUGGUGCUUGACAAAUGAAACUCUAGUU
This is a messenger RNA of Striga asiatica, 2140 nucleotides long. The record is from the annotation of a GenBank genome assembly. Lineage: Eukaryota; Viridiplantae; Streptophyta; Magnoliopsida; Lamiales; Orobanchaceae.